Molecule: messenger RNA, 1254 nt
Organism: Homalodisca vitripennis (glassy-winged sharpshooter)
Lineage: Eukaryota; Metazoa; Arthropoda; Insecta; Hemiptera; Cicadellidae
Exons: 4
Coding region: 1-1254 (417 amino acids)
Source: RefSeq, a predicted model, not a curated record
AUGGAAACACUGGACAGACAGCGCAUCCGGAAGGCUGAGAAGGCGGAGGAUGACCUGGAAAAGAAAAUAAGGCAAGGCAAAAAUGUACUCAAAAAAAGGGACGCAAAUGCCAAAGUAGGAAGAGAAGAAGUCUGGAGACCUGCUAUUGGAAAAGAGAGUCUACACCAAGAAUCAAACGACAAUGGAACCAGACUGGCAAGUUUUGCAAUUGCAAAUGAAUAUAAAAUAGUUAGCACGAUGUUCCCAAGAAAAGAUAUACACAAAUAUACAUGGACAUCACCUGGUGGAACAACAAAAAACCAAAUUGACCACGUGAUCACAGACCAAAGGCACAAAAGUAGUAUAACUGAUGUUCGAAGCAUUAGGGGAGCGGAAUGUGGAAUUGACCACUCAUUAGUUUUAGUCAAAGUGUGUCAGCGAAUAGCAAUCCAGAGUAGAAAGGAGGUAAGGCAAAAAAGAAGAAUAGAAGUGCGUAGACUUGAGCUUAAGAAUAUUGCUGAUGAAUUCAAACUGAAACUGGAGAAUAGAUUUAAGGCCCUGGAAGACAUGGAGAACAAUGAAACUGUAGAUGCCAAAUGGUCUAAUUUUAAGGAAGUAGUUCUGAACACAGCAGAAGAGGUAUGUGGUAGUAGGAAGAAGAGAUACAAAAAACCAUGGUUUGAUCAGGAAUGCGAGCAAGCUCUGAAAGACCGAGUUAAAAGGAAAAUAACGUGGAUGAAUAGUAACAGAGUAGAGGAUAGAGAAAGCUAUAAUGAAGCAAAUAGGGAGGCAAACAAGUUGCAGAGGCGGAUAAAAAGACUGUAUCUGCAUAUAUUGCUUGACAAGGCUAAGGAAGAUAACACAGCAAAUAACGCAAAGGACUUCUACAGGAAAAUAAGAUUCUUCAAAAGAGGUUUUACCCCAUACCCAUAUGGGGUAAAAACAGAAAUGGAGAAACCACCAACCAUAGAAGAAGUAAAGGAUGCAGUCAAAGCGCUAAAGACCAACAAAGCUCCUGGGAAGGAUGAAAUAACAGCAGAAUUCUUGAAGAAAGGAGGAGAAAUAGUAGUGGAAAAUCUAUGGAAACUAAUACUUCGUAUUUGGGAGAAAGAAGAAAUGCCAGCUGAAUGGCAAGAAGCAAUAAUAAUACCUAUACACAAGAAGGGUGAAAAAGAAGAGUGUGAAGGCUGCACCAGGCUUGUAACUUGGUACAUUGGCUCCUCUCAGUCCAAUCAAGAACCAAAGGCCAACCAGGCAAAGAGCAAAGAUCACUAA